Messenger RNA from Saccostrea cuccullata (small rock oyster), 322 nucleotides. Its product is annotated as ficolin-1-like. The record is from RefSeq and is a predicted model, not a curated record. The annotation marks the transcript as partial. NCBI's taxonomy places the organism in Eukaryota, Metazoa, Mollusca, Bivalvia, Ostreida, Ostreidae. The transcript has 3 exons.
CCGGAUGGAAAACGAAAGAAGAAUGUGUACUGUGACAUGACAACAGAGGGUGGAGGAUGGACGGUCAUUCAAAAAAGACAGGACGGGAGUACAAAUUUCUAUAGAACCUGGAACGAAUAUAAAGCUGGCUUUGGGGAUCCUAGCAAAAACUAUUGGAUAGGAAACGAUGCUUUACAUUUACUCACAAAGAAUAGAAAACAUGAACUUCGUUUGGAUCUUCAGAGAUUUAAUGGACAGAAAGGGUACGCCAAGUACUCCAGUUUUGCUGUUGGUGACGAAGGAAGUAAAUACAAACUCAGUGUGUCUGGGCACAGUGGGAUAG